AUGGGAUCCACAAAAUACAAAGAAUGGCAAUAUUUUUUGCUUUCAAUAAGAGCAGAGAGUGAUGUUGAUCAUAUCGAUGAAGUUACAUGGAAACAGGCAGUAUCAAAUGCUCUAAGAAAGUCACAUGGAUUAUUUGGUGAGCAAAUUGAGUUGUAUUGGUUGAAAAUUGAUAAUAAGAGAGCUAUUAUCAAAUGUGGUUUUGCAGACAAAGAUAUAUUAAAGACUGCACUGGCUACAUAUAUAUCCAGUACUGAGCUAGUUGGAUCUCCAUUAGUUAUCACAAUGGAACAAGAAGCGUCUCAAUUGAAUAAUUUAUUUCUACCUGAGGAUGAUAAAUUAUGGUUUAACAAAAUAGUUGAAAUAGAGAAUGGGGACUGA
Messenger RNA from Nakaseomyces glabratus, 378 nucleotides. RefSeq names its product ribonuclease P (gene POP8). NCBI's taxonomy places the organism in Eukaryota, Fungi, Ascomycota, Saccharomycetes, Saccharomycetales, Saccharomycetaceae. Gene Ontology annotation, molecular function: ribonuclease MRP activity; ribonuclease P activity. Gene Ontology annotation, biological process: intronic box C/D snoRNA processing; nuclear-transcribed mRNA catabolic process, RNase MRP-dependent; tRNA processing. Gene Ontology annotation, cellular component: ribonuclease MRP complex; nucleolar ribonuclease P complex. The record is from RefSeq and is a predicted model, not a curated record.